This is a messenger RNA of Pygoscelis adeliae (Adelie penguin), 3080 nucleotides long. It is a transcript of the gene IRAK2, whose product is annotated as interleukin-1 receptor-associated kinase 2. The coding region runs from base 1 to 2184 and encodes 727 amino acids. The transcript has 13 exons. Gene Ontology annotation, biological process: protein phosphorylation; signal transduction. Gene Ontology annotation, cellular component: plasma membrane. The record is from RefSeq and is a predicted model, not a curated record. Gene Ontology annotation, molecular function: protein binding; protein kinase activity; ATP binding. NCBI's taxonomy places the organism in Eukaryota, Metazoa, Chordata, Aves, Sphenisciformes, Spheniscidae.
AUGACCCUGCAGCAGCCACCCCUAGCCCCGAAAGGGGGCUCCCCCCUGGCUCUGUACAUUCACAGCAUGCCUGCCUGGGUGCUGGAGGAUUUCUGCCAGAAGAUGGACUGCCUGAGUGACUACGACUGGAUGCGAUUCGCCUCCUAUGUGAUAACUGAUCAAACAGAGCUACGGAAAAUAAAGUGCAUGGAGAAGACUGGCAUCAGCAUAACAAGAGAGCUCAUGUGGUGGUGGGGAGUGAGGCUGGCGACAGUGCAGCAGCUCCUGGACUUGCUGCAAGGACUGCAGCUCUACCGAGCGGCUCAAGUCAUUCUGGACUGGACAUCAGCCUCUAAUAUUACCAACUCUGAAAAAGAACAGCUGGUAGAGCCACAGAAACAGGAGAACAUAUCUUUAACUCCCACAGAAAACAAAAAUAGAGAGAGAGAAAAUGAGAUAAGCCUGUUGCCAUCACCAGUCUCUUCACAUCUGGGAGUAUCACCAGCAGGAAUUUCAGGUGCUGUUUCUGAAGGAGCCUUGUAUUCACUCCCUUCUCCACCACCUCCCCCAAGAGACCUUUUGAAAUCCUUACAGUCAAAUCCUUCUGUCUCAUCAAGUGUGAAGCCUUGCAGCUCUUCUACUCCUCGGCAGGAGACAAUGACUGAUCUCCCCAGCGGGAGUCUUUUGUGGAGCCAGAGGGAAGUUACUAAUGCCACAAAUGGUUUCAGUGACAAGAACAGAAUUUGUGAAGGUACAUUUGCAGAUGUCUACAAAGGUCAGAGGAACAACAUAGUGUAUGUCAUCAAAAGACUGAAAGAGAUGGAAUGCACAAGCCCAAAUUCCACCCAAAGAUUCUUUCAUACAGAAGUACAGAUUUGCUUUCGGUGUUGUCACGUCAACAUUUUACAGCUGCUGGGUUUCUCAGUAGAAACUGGAUUGCACUGUCUGGUAUACCCAUACAUGCCUAACGGAUCACUACAAAACAAACUUCAGUGUCAAGAUGAUUCUGCUCCACUGACUUGGGAGAUGCGAAUUAGCAUUUCCACAGGACUCAUCCGAGCUGUAGAGUAUUUACAUAAUUUUGGAAUUCUUCAUGGGAAUAUCAAAAGCUCAAACGUCUUGUUGGAUGAAAACUUUAUACCAAAGCUUGGACAUUCAGGUCUGCGAUUGUAUUCUGUUGAUAAAAAGUCAGAAUAUGCUAUGAUGAAAACUAAAGUCUUACAAGCUUCUCUUACUUAUCUGCCGGAAGAUUUUAUCAGACAUGGGCAGUUAACAGAAAAAGUUGAUAUAUUUGGCUGUGGUGUGAUCUUAGCAGAGAUACUGACAGGGAUUAAAGCACUGGAUGAAGGAAGACACCCUAUUUAUCUGAAAGAUAUGAUUGCUGAUGAAAUUCAAAUAGCGAAAGAAAGCUCAUACUCCAAAGGAAAAAAUUUUGAAAAGCUAGCUGCCAAGGAAAUAUGCUGUAAAUAUCUUGACAGGAAAGCAGGACACUUGCUGGAAGACACUGCUAUUGAUUUUGCCUCAGCCAUCUGCCUUUGUCUGAGAAAGAAGAAUUCUAACAUAGCAGAGGUGCUUGAAAUUAUGGAAAUAGCUGAAAAUAAAUUAAGAGAGCAUUACAUCUGUGGAGGCAGCACUUCUGGAUUCUCCAUGAACACUCCAGAAGAAACUGAUGAUGAGACAACUAGUCUCAGCAUGGAUGUGCCUUCUGUGGGGCAGAAUAAAGAGGACAGCACACAGCCAGUGAUCCUGACAAGUGCCAAUCCAUGCACACCUUUAAUAGGAGUUGUGUCACCUGACAUUUACUGCAGACAAAUGUCAAGGGUCCCUUGUGAAUCAGAUGAAUCAAGUAGUUUUAUAUGGAAUCCUUCAGAAAGAUCUACAGAUGAGCUAUCUAGCACCAGCUGUAACAAUUCAGAAAAUAUGGCAGCCUCUGAUUACAGGAUCAAGCAGGAAAAACCUGCAAAUGGACUCCAGAAAAGAAAUGCGGCAUGCACCAAAAGUGAUGACGUCUUAGAAACAGCGCCUACUGCACAGAGCACCUUUCAACAAAGAAAUGCAGACCUUGACUCUUCGUGUUCUUCACAAGCAUUAGCCAGAGAGACAUCUUGGAAAAUAAAGAUAAAUGAUCAAAAAAAGAAGCUCAUGGAAAAUAUUUUGCUGUAUGAAGAAGACAAAUUAAACAGUUCUGAACUUUUUGAAUCAUAAAUUGGAUGGAUUUAUUAGCAGUGGCCAGCUCGAAAGAAGAAAUAAGGACUGUCUCUUCAUUAGAAGGAUGGUAAAAGUCUGUCUUUCAUGUAAGGUUAAGUAGCAGAUUUGGAUCAGAAACAUUAGCCCUGACUGAAGAAAACAGAAGUGAUCACACUGAGAAGAAACAGAAAAUACCUGUUCUGAAGCCAAUUAAAGCACAAUGCCACUCUGUAAACAGAAAUGCCUUCUUCCUUUUCAUCUGCAAUGUAAAAAGAUAUGGCAAACACAAACAAUUGCCAAAAUAAUUUACGAUUCUUUUGCAGUGUAUUUCAGAAAGCAUCUACAUAUAAUGUAUGUCUUACUAAAAAACACAGUCCUGGAAGUUAUAGGGCAAGCACUGAUCAGCAACCAGUUAGCAAUACCCUUUAUUGUUAUCCCACUGUGUGUGAGCAGACAGAAAUCUUCAGGGAGAUUGGAGUAGGUUUCAGUUUUCAAAGGAAUCUAUCCUAUUCCAUAUAAUCUUAGUCCACAUACUCAAAAACACUGCAUUACCAGAGAGGGGAAUUUUUACGCAAGUUCUCAGAUGUAUUCUACAUGACUCAGUCUCAAUUUGAAUUGCACUGAACAUAGUUGUAAGUAAAUAAUUUAUGCCAUGUUAGUCUACUCUAUGAGCUGCUCUACUACAUAUCUACAUAUGACAACAUUUGAAGUCUAACCUUUAAGCUUCGCUGUCAGGAGCUCUAAGACAGUGUUUAAUACUUCAUAAGAGUAUUUCUGGAAGUUAAUUUUUUCUAAGUGUCCUUUACAUGUUGUUAAGGUUUCUCAUUGUGUUUCACAUGGUAACUGUUGUAUAUUUUGGAUUAGGGACAAGAUUUUAAUUUAAAAUAUCUUUAAUUUUGUUGUAGGUCCCUUGA